Papilio machaon (common yellow swallowtail) is the source of this 1310-nucleotide messenger RNA. RefSeq lists its product as uncharacterized. The transcript is spliced from 9 exons. The coding region runs from base 51 to 1289 and encodes 412 amino acids. The record is from RefSeq and is a predicted model, not a curated record. Lineage: Eukaryota; Metazoa; Arthropoda; Insecta; Lepidoptera; Papilionidae.
AUUAAUAAGUGGUUUUAUCAAUUUUCUUCAUUCGUUAAAUAACUACAGUCAUGUUUACAUUAAUACUAUCGUUUACGGUGUCAGCAUUUGUAGUUAUAGUUUUUAAAUAUUUAAAUGCCACACGAAAGCCGCCCAUUUUAGGUAUUUACCAGCAAAGGAAUAAAGGUUAUUUCAUUAAAUUUAUUUUUAUGUACAUCUUACUCACUGUAAAAAGGCUGAUUAACGAAGGCAAGCGUCUGUGGGCCGUGGAAGUGGGCCAGAGUUCCGACGGAACCGAGCAUGUACAUAAAUAUGAUUUGAAUUUAGAACAAAAGUAUAUAUUCGGUGACCAUCCAAAGGCAGUAGAUGCUGUUUACUUCAAUGGUUUGUCAAAGGAGGGAAACGCGGUCGUAUGCGGGCUGGCUCGUAGACCCAACCAUUAUUGCGACGCUUUUUUAUACCUGAAGUGCGAUGGUGAAGAUCUUCUUCUGUCUCCGAACCUGCCGGACACGCACCUGGAGCAAACCGUAUCAGAACAGGGAGAGUACAGCGUGCAAGGAAUCAAGAUUACCAAAUUCAUGCCAAUGCGCACAUGGAAACUGGCUUAUAACGGCGAAAUGAAAUCGAAGUCCAACCCGGAUAAGCUGUUGAAGGUGGAAGUAUCACUGACAUGGAGCGCAGCAUGGGCGCCGUUUAAUUACGAUGUGCAUAUGUCCCCUUCCAGCAUGGCUAGCGACUUGGCGAAAGAACCCUGGUCCCGCGAAUACUUCACACUGUUAGAGAAACUGCAUCAAACACAUUAUGAACAAAUGGGUUAUAUUAGAGGUAUCGCUGUUAUCGAUGGCAAAAAACAUUCACUGGAUAUGCCGUGUUUGAGAGACCGUAGUUUUGGACCGUUACGUGAAUGGCGUAACUUCCACCGCUACGUGUAUCACUUCAUGUUCCUUGAGAACGGCGAUUGCAUGGCGGUGGGCAGCGUGUCCGAGCCUACUGUCUUAUCUCAUUUGACCAUUGGGUAUUUAUGCAAGAAAGCAGAUCAAUCAGUGUUGCCAGUUGACUCCUGCGAUUUUCAUAUGUAUCAGCACGCCGAAAAUGAAAUACUGCCCAUAGACUACGGAUUUGUUUUUAAAAGUGGUGGCAAGUCGUAUGCUGUCAAAGUUAAAGUGAACAAUGAAGAUAUAUUUUAUAUUGGUAAAGAUAGAGUUGCCAAAUUCUAUGAGAGAUGGUGCUCUGUCGAAGUUAACGGAGUACAGGGGUGGGCCUGCGUUGAGUGGCACUAUAAUAAUGUGCGGAACUGCCACAAAAAGUAAAUAAAUUCGUUAGAAAAAAUU